AUGCCCCCAGACAUGUCCAGUGUGGGCUCCAGUGUGGGCUCCAGUGUGGGCUCCAGUGUGGGCUCUAGUGUGGGUUCCAGUAUGGGCUCCAGUGUGGGCUCUAGUGUGGGCUCUAGUGUGGACUCCAGUGUGGGUUCCAUGUGGGCUCCAGUGGGCUCCAGUGUGGGCUCCAGUGUGGGCUCCAGUGUGGGCUCCAGUGUGGGUUCCAGUGUGGGCUCCAGUGUGGGCUCUAGUGUGGGCUCUAGUGUGGGCUCCAGUGUGGGCUCCAGUGUGGGCUCCAGUGUGGGUUCCAGUGUGGGCUCUAGUGUGGGUUCCAGUGUGGGCUCCAGUGUGGGCUCUAGUGUGGGCUCUAGUGUGGGUUCCAGUGUGGGCUCCAGUGUGGGCUCUAGUGUGGGCUCUAGUGUGGGUUCCAGUGUGGGCUCCAGUGUGGGCUCCAGUGUGGGCUCCAGUGUGGGCUCCAGUGUGGGCUCCAGUGUGGGCUCCAGUGUGGGCUCUAGUGUGGGUUCCAGUGUGGGCUCCAGUGUGGGCUUGUCUAACCCAUGCUGA
Molecule: messenger RNA, 546 nt
Organism: Oncorhynchus kisutch (coho salmon)
Lineage: Eukaryota; Metazoa; Chordata; Actinopteri; Salmoniformes; Salmonidae
Exons: 3
Coding region: 1-546 (181 amino acids)
Source: RefSeq, a predicted model, not a curated record